GCCUGUAAAUAACAACUUCGCAAGCUAAAAAACGCGAUAAUUCUCUUUAAAAUUCAGUCUCAUCUUGCCAUGUUAUUCGUCAAAAAUACCUGAAAAAUACCAAAAAGUGUCUUAUAAUCAAAAUAAACUCUAAAAAAUCCCAAAAUCUGUGAUAAAUUUAUACAAUCCAAAAAAUGUUUUGAAGGCAAAGUCUUCACUUGUAGUGACGAGUCACCUUUAGAUCAACGAUAUUAGUGCAAGAACGUGUAAUACUCAACAGAAAUAAGCGAAAUGGGUUGUUGCGAAUGCUCGACGGCGUCGCAGAAGACAUGGCUUUUGAGCUUGGGAGCGAUAAUUCUCAUCAUAUCAGUUGCCUUGGGAGGAAUUUGGCCCGGAUUAUCAACCAGAUUGAUAGAUCAUGAACUGAUGCUUCAAAAUGGCACGGAAAAUUUCGUAAAUUGGAAGAAAACUCCAUUUCCGAUGUAUUUUGAGGUUUACAUGUUCAACUGGACCAAUCCUCAUGACAUAAAUGCAUUUCCAAAGAUCAAACCGCACUUUGAGGAGGUCGGUCCUUAUGUUUUUCAAGAAGUUCGGGAACGCGUCGACAUCGUUUUCGACAAAAAUGGCAAUUCCGUGAACUUUAAUCAAACGCGGAACUGGCAUUUUCGCCCCGAUCUCUCGGGAAAUCUUAAACUUAGCGAUAAAAUUACAAAUUUAAACACAAUUUGCGCGACAAUCACAUGGAAUAUGCGAUACUUGCCUGCGUGGGAGCGUCGCAUCGCCAACGAACUUUAUCUCGAAAUGGCUUGUGAUCUAACAAAAACUGCCAAAGUCGGUCAACUGCUCUUCGACGGAUACAACGACCCCAUUUUGAUACUUCUCAAAGCCAUCAAACAACGAUUUCCAUCGCUCAAGAUCAACAUUCCCUUCGACAAGUUUGGAUGGUUUUACGGCAGAAACGGAUCCGCAUCGCACGAUGGCCGAAUGAAAAUCCGCACAGGUCGAGACAACAUUUAUCGUGUCGGUUUGAUGCAAAUGUGGAACAAAAAAAAUCACACUGACAUGUUUGGCGGCGAAUGCGGGCACGUUUACGGCACAACAGGCGAACUUUGGCCUCCGAUGAAGGAAAAUCGAACGCACGACGAAAUCACGAUGUUCAUUGUGGACAUUUGUCGCGCUUUGACGUUGAAAUACGAAACGAACGUAACGAAAUUCGAUGUUAGCGGGAUUAAAUGGGCAGGCGAUGAAUCGAUGUUGGAUGGAAAAGAUUGUUAUUGCUUGGCGGCAAAGUGCCCAGAUCCGUUGCUCAAAAGGGGAGUUUUUAAUGCAAGUACGUGUCAAUUUGGGAGCCCGGCAUUCAUGUCGUACCCACAUUUCUAUUUAGCGGAUGAGAGUUAUAGGGAAAAUGUGAGCGGCAUGAAACCCAAUAAGACGAGGCAUCAAAUGUACGUUUCGUUGGAGCCGAAAUCGGGCAUUCCGUUGGAAAUUCGGGCGAGAUUGCAGAUUAAUUUGAUGUUGACGCCGGAUCCGACGUCAAAAAUCUACAAACACGUACCGAACAUCCUCUUCCCCAUGUUUUGGUUCAACCAAGUUGCCGACAUCACGCCUGAGCUCGCUGCCAAAGCUGGCGUCAUGGAAACCGUCAAAGUAGCUGGAAUGUGGACAAGUUACGUGCUCGCAGCUAUCGGAGCGACUCUCCUACUCGUCGGAAUCAAGAUGGCAGUCACGAGUUUCGACGAAAACGACAAUUUGCGACAGCAGGAUGACGAAUCGCCCAUUUUGCAUGACAGACUGGAAGAGCAAAGUGCACCCCAAGCAAACGAGGAACGAAGAAAUGACGACACGGAAUAGACAACCACCAAAAAUUCAAACUUUAGACCAUAUCAAUGAAUUUUUUUUAUAUGUCAUAAGAAAAAAAAAGUUUAAAACUUGUAAAAAUUAGUCAGAGUUGUUGCUAGUUAUACUCUGCGGAGAAUAAACAAAAGUAUUUUGUGCCAAAUUAGGGUUAAAAAUUGCGUUUUUUCAUGU
Molecule: messenger RNA, 2007 nt
Organism: Culicoides brevitarsis
Lineage: Eukaryota; Metazoa; Arthropoda; Insecta; Diptera; Ceratopogonidae
Product: protein croquemort-like
Exons: 4
Coding region: 271-1830 (519 amino acids)
Cellular component (GO): cytoplasm; membrane
Molecular function (GO): scavenger receptor activity
Source: RefSeq, a predicted model, not a curated record